ACAAGAAAAAUCCAAAACUCUAAUUAACGGCGGCACCAAAAUUGGCUUUUGCGAGCGCACUGAGACACCACUCUAGGGUUCGUUAUUCGCAUUCAAUUUCUUCCCAACUUUCCUCUAAUUUCCUUUUCGCACCACAAAUUUUCGAUAUCGUGUUGCUCCCUUCUUCUCCCCUUCUCUCCAAUUUCAUUAGCUUCCACCGUUUACCCUAAGGAAUUCUUCUGGCCUCUGUGCCUUCUUCACAGUUGCCUCACAAGCUUGUUUCAUUAGUUUCAUAAGAUGCCCCGGGGAAAAGCAAAUUCUUCGACAGCUGCUAAGCCAUCCAAGCCUGAAAAGCCGGUUGAAUCCGAUGAGAAGGUUGAUUUUAAGGAGGCAAAUGAUACCGAGGAAGCAAUGGAAGAAGAAAUUGAGUAUGAAGAAGUAGAAGAAGAAGAGGAAGUGGAAGAAAUAGACGAGGAGGUGGAGGUGGAAGAAGAAGAAGAGGAGGAAGAAGAGGAAGACGAGGAGGAAGAAGAAGAAGAGGUUGAAGAAGUGGAAGAAGAUGAUUCCAUUCAAAACCAUAGCAGUGAUGAUGCAAAGGUGGAAGAUGAGGAUGAAAAGAAAAUGCAUGCCAAACUUCUUUCUCUUCCUCCUCAUGGUUCGGAAGUAUACAUUGGUGGCAUUCCUCAUGGUAUCUCAAAUGAUGAUUUGAAAUCAUUUUGUGAGCGUAUUGGGGAAGUUGCAGAGGUUCGAGUAAUGAAGGGAAAGGGUUCUUCCGAGAACAAGGGCUUUGGUUUUGUGACCUUUAGAAGUGUGGAAUUAGCUUCUAAAGCCAUUGAAGAGCUGAAUCAUACAGAAUUUAGGGGUAAAAAAAUAAAAUGUUCGACAUCUCAAGCCAAACACCGUCUUUUUAUUGGCAAUGUUCCAAGAAGCUGGGGCGAGGAAGAUCUGAGGAAGAUUGUAACUGAGGUUGGACCUGGGGUUACUGGUGUAGAACUAGUCAGGGAUUUGAAGAACACCAACAAUAACCGUGGCUUUGCUUUUAUUGACUAUCAUAAUCAUGCAUGUGCCGAGUAUUCAAAGCAAAAGAUGAUGAGCCCAUCAUUUAAGCUAGAUGACAAUACUCCUACAGUUAGCUGGGCUGAUCCUAAAAAUGCUGAUUCCUCUGCUACAUCUCAGGUGAAGGCAGUAUAUGUGAAGAAUCUGCCGAAGAAUGUAACUCAAGAGCAGUUAAAGAAGCUUUUUGAACGCCAUGGGAAGAUUACAAAGGUGGUUCUUCCACCAACAAAGUCUGGACAGGAAAAGAACAGAAUUGGAUUUGUACAUUUUGCAGAGAGGUCAAAUGCCAUGAAAGCAUUGAAAAGCCCUGAAAGAUAUGAAUUAGAAGGUCAAAUUUUAGAGUGCUCUCUGGCAAAACCACAGUCUGAUCAAAAGUCCGGAGGAUCACACACACAGAAGCCAGGACCUGGAUUGCUUCCAAGCUAUCCACCAAAUGUUGGUUAUGGUUUGGUUGGGGGUGCCUAUGGAGCACUUGGUGCAGGAUAUGCUGCUCCAGGUCUUGCGCAGCCUUUGCUAUAUGGAGGAGGUCAAACUCCCGCUGGAAUGGCCAUGAUGCCUAUGCUUUUGGCUGAUGGACGGAUUGGCUAUGUCUUGCAACAACCAGGAAUGCAGCCACAAGCCCCACCCUCACAUCAUAGAGGUGGCAGGAGUGGUAGCAGUUGGAGUGGUAACAGGAGUGGUGGCCCUUCAAAUAAGGGAAGGCACAACAAUGAUGGUGGUCAAGGGCGCAGAUACCGUCCAUAUUAGUGGUCUUGUUAUAGAUUGUAGCAUCCUCUUCUCUCAAAUGUGUACUUAAGGCUUUACAAGCUCAUUUAAUGCAUCAAAAUAUGCUACAUUUUUUUUAUUAAAAAAUUGUUCUGUAGAUUCAGUCCUGAUUUCAUUCAUGUUGUCAGGGUAUUUUAUGUGUAAGUUGAAUUCUUCCUAUGUUUAUAAUAUGAGCAUUGCUAUAUAAGUCGAAACAAA
This is a messenger RNA of Cajanus cajan (pigeon pea), 1998 nucleotides long. RefSeq names its product heterogeneous nuclear ribonucleoprotein Q. Lineage: Eukaryota; Viridiplantae; Streptophyta; Magnoliopsida; Fabales; Fabaceae. Gene Ontology annotation, molecular function: RNA binding. The record is from RefSeq and is a predicted model, not a curated record.